Messenger RNA from Echinostoma caproni, 2789 nucleotides. The record is from the annotation of a GenBank genome assembly. NCBI's taxonomy places the organism in Eukaryota, Metazoa, Platyhelminthes, Trematoda, Plagiorchiida, Echinostomatidae.
GGGCGGGACAUGACACUCUGGUGGGUGAGUUGGAGAUCCGGUGUUCCCAGACCAUUUCCAAGGAACCCACCAUGUGGCGUCAUUCGAAACAUCGAGGCCAGUAUCCGGUUCGAAUUGAUGCCUCAUUCAGUCGUUUCAGCGGUACAGAACUGCGUUCACCCAUUAAAGUUCUUUCAACUGGACGUCCUAUUCGUCCUGUCGGUUCCUUUCAACCGUUACUGUACAUCUAUGCCAUAUCCAAUAAUCACACAGAGUACACAACAGGCGGGGGCCGGAACAAGGUGGCCAGUUGGCUUGGACAUUUGCAAGCAGGCAAUAUCAGCGAUUGGGUUAUACUGAUGAUAGAUGCCGAUUCCCCUACCAGUGGACCAAAGAUGUGGCAACGUUCGACGGUGAUACAUCGAAUAAAAAAGGAUUUUAACAUCAAUCCUGACGGUUUCCACUUCCUCCAGUUGCCUGAUCCGCGAGCGGUAGAGGAGAAGGUGUUUCAGGACGCAUGGACCACAAUGAUGCGUGCUCUACGCAAAGUAAUCUUAGAGGUUUACCAUGUGACCAUCAUGGACUAUGACAUGCAUCUGCAUUUGCUUGAGGAGGCCAGAUUUACGCCCGGUUGGGAUUUCUUUGAAUACUUGGAUCGCAAGGAGGAGCUCGCACAUUUGUAUAUCGCUCUUGGAGGUUUCGAAGAUGCGUUGUACGAAUAUUACGAAGUCGAGACAUUCUUCUCCGAUUGUGCGGGCGCGGAAAAGCUAAAUGAUGAAGCUCGUCCGCCGUGGGUACGACAAUUGAUCGAAGUGUCCUCCGGGACCACUCUGGCGGUGCCAUCAUUUCUCUCUUGUUUUCCCGUCGUACCCUCCGUUGCCGAUUCAGACCAGUCCGAACGGAUUCGUGAACGUCAAGGCACUCUGUUUGACAUUCGCUCGUAUUUACUGUACAAACAAUUGCAGUUGCUCUUCUUGUUGAAUAAGUUGCACAAAGUUCCAUCCCGUGUGUUUUCGUGCAUCAGUACCACGUUGGAGCAGUCUCGUGCGAUGAAAGUUUGUGAGGAACCCGUUUUCGAAUCCUGUUGGGCCUUCCUUGUCGCUGUUCAUUGUCUGGGUUUGUUAAACCGUCGAAGCGGCGCUAACCCCGCUCGGGAAGAUAUGAGUUCAAUCAACUUGAUUCUGUUCGCUGCAUUCGGGCCUAAUUCCACCCUGAGACCGGACGAUAUACAGACAAACCAACCGGAUUUGGCCUAUCAACCAUAUAACAAUGUGUUCCUCCGCCGUUCUUCUCCCGUGGAUAACCCUGUAGCUGAACCGCUGGCUUUGCUGGCAGACGUGAUCUAUUCAUACAUCACAUCGAAGACAAACAGUUCCAAGACCAAGGGCAAGACUGCCGACCCCUCGGCUCGACCACCACCACCAGCAGUCUGUAACGCUCUGGUCGAUUUGUGGCUGGUUGCGUUUGUUCAUCUGACCCGGUUAGGCUAUCUGCUCGAGUUGUGGCACGGCAAUCCGGUACACAGCGCACAUGCUGGUGCGCUUCGUGCCCUCGAGUCAGCGAUUCACGCCUGCGCGAUCUCCACUCGGACCAAUCUGACCACUUUCGGUAUGUCCGUUCACAAACACAUGUAUGUUCUGUUGUCCUCGCAUAAGAUGUUCGCGGACAUUUAUGUGGCAAUGGGACAGACGCUGACCGGGUUCUUCAAGCUAACUCGUCGAUCAUCGAAAGCAAUCUACGCUUCCAGCAUGCUAGCCAAUUUUCUCCAGACACUAGAUGCGAAACAACAAGCUUGUGUAUUGUACACGCAUGCUCUGACCACUUAUGUGAGUGACGGUUGGCCCGAAUUAGCCACGCACACUUGUCUCCGUUUGGCAUGUUGUUUACGCACAUUAUUGGACGAUAUGAAUAGAAGAAAACUGUGCUCUGACUCAGCCUUAAUGAGGUAUUUAAAUUGCUGUAUUUCUCUAUCCUGCACAAAUCCGGAUCUUCUGAAAACUGUGACCAAAGCAUGUGAUCUUCCUCCGGAAGUCAAACCAGACUAUUCUCUAUCAUUUGAUGCGCCUGUUUUUGCGUCCGUCAUGGAUCAGAUAACCGCACCGGAUUAUUGGUGGCAUCAAGCUUGCAAAGUGACCAAACUCUUCCCGCCCGAACAGCUUUGGGAUUGCACUCGAAUGAUUCAAUCGCCAUUCACGCUGAUGACGAUCCAGUUGGAUGGUGCUUCCGAGCAGGGUACUCAGGUUAUCACAAUCUCAAUUGACGUGACUUCGCAUGUUUCUUUUAUAGCUCGUAUUGGUGCUUUUGCAUUUCAUCCUCGACCGGAUGAUUGGCAAUCCAUCAUGAAUUACGGCCAUGUUGCCCAGUUGUUGCAUCCCGAUGCCACAACGGAACUCGAUGUGUCUGAAACAGAUCUUGCGACAAUUGAAUUGAAACGUAUCAGUUCGAAAACCGAAUACCACUUGGAGCCUCGAUCACCAACGGCCGCUCGGUCUUCCUCAGAUUUGUCUCGAUUUGAACCCAUAUUACAAAACGAUCUCACCAUCCCCUCAAAUCCAUCGGUGACCAAGUCUACGGAAGAGCUGGGUCCCACUGAGUUCAGACGUCGAAAGAGUUCUUUCCUGGAUGUCGCUGCCUCGUGGGCUACAAGACCGGCCUGGAAAUCACAGGAACAGUUAAAUCGCACACCGGAUUCUGGUUUAAACGUGGAACACACUUAUUCACGAUUUUCCUCGAUCCAUCAACCCCAUCUUUCUCCAAUUGAAAGCCCAGGUACGAUUCCCAUCAGUUCGCGUUUCAGAAAUCUGAGAUGA